Messenger RNA from Vigna angularis (adzuki bean), 1221 nucleotides. RefSeq lists its product as uncharacterized. The transcript has a single exon. The record is from RefSeq and is a predicted model, not a curated record. Lineage: Eukaryota; Viridiplantae; Streptophyta; Magnoliopsida; Fabales; Fabaceae. The coding region runs from base 1 to 1221 and encodes 406 amino acids.
AUGGAACGGUUCAAUAAAAACGCACGGCAAGUAAGGGGAGUAGGCAAGAAAUUUACAAUUAGCACUCUGGCCACGACGUUGAGGCCUUCCCCUUUCGCGGAUAAUCUGUUUGUAGAACUCUCGAUAACCCUAGAUGAGUUACAAGAAAGAGCAGCAAGGUUCAUCAGAAUAAAGGAGAUGAGGGUUGUUCAAAGGGGACAACAUGAACAAAAUUCAACUUCAGAACAAGAGAAGAAAGAAGGGAAGAAACCAUUCGUACCUGGCGAGUGCCUAAAAGGCCAGAAAUACAGAGAUGGUCCAAAAGGGCCCAGAUUUGAAAAAUAUACCCCGUUGAACAUGCCAAGGGCUAGAGUCUUGGAAGAAGCCCUGAGUGCUGAUCUUAUUCGUUUAAGACCCUCUCGGUCGUCAACAAAGGCCGACGAGACUAAGCACUGUACCUAUCAUCUAAAUAUAGGACAUACCAGUGAAGACUGCACGGUGUUGAGAGAUAAGGUGGAGGAACUUAUUCAAGCAAGCCAUCUAAGGAAGUUUAUGAAGGAGGAACGGAGGACGAGAAGUCCAUCGAGGAGGACUAGGAUGGAACGAAAUGAUAGAAGAGAUGAUAGACGCCCGGAUCGCAGGCGAAGUAAAAGUCGUAGCCACGAUGGAUCACUGCGCGGCGCAAUAAACACUAUUUCUGGAGGUUUUGCUGGAGGGCCAUCGGCGUCAACAAGGAAGAGAAACCUGAGGGAGUUAAAGAAUGUUCAUCGAGUAGAUGUGAGGAAGCACUCAAUGCCGCCAAUCACAUUCACCGAUGAAGAUUUUCAUGCUCCUGAUCCUGAUCAAGAUAUUCCAAUGGUAAUAACAGCUAUUAUCGCUCGGUACAACGUGGGGAAGGUUUUGAUAGAUCAGGGAAGCUCUGUUAAUAUCCUUUACUGGAAGACAUUUCAACAGAUGGAUUUAUCAGAGGAUCUGAUAGCUCCAUAUAACGAGCAGAUAGUAGGAUUUUCUGGAGAAAGGGUGGAUACAAGAGGAUAUGUGGAUCUAAGAACCUGCCUGGGGACCGAGCGGAAUGAUAAAGAGUUAAAGACCAGGUUUUUGCUAGUAGAAGCAAACACAUCCUACAAUGUGUUGUUGGGCAGACCUUGCCUAAAUGCAUUUGGGGCGAUUGUUUCCAUGCCCCACCUCACACUUAAGUUUCCGUCGGAUAGGGGAACUAUUUGUACCGUCCGGACAAAUUAG